Molecule: messenger RNA, 315 nt
Organism: Geodia barretti
Lineage: Eukaryota; Metazoa; Porifera; Demospongiae; Tetractinellida; Geodiidae
Source: the annotation of a GenBank genome assembly
AUGACUGUCACAAACUACCAAGAUCGGAUGAGGGAACUGGGUUUGGCCCUGCCCAUCGAUCCGGAGGCGGCGUCCCGCUGGCGAGCCGCGCCCCGGCUGGACACGCUACACGACAAAGUCGGGGGCUUUUUGGGCAACCGCAAAGCCAAUGCAGAGCUCCUGUUGCAGAACCUGGGCGAGCGGCUGGCCAAGGACCUGGAACUGGGCGACAUCGUCGCCGUGGACAAGUACGUCUAUUCCCGGCCGGCCGCCGAUGAGAUAAUAAGCGAGCUUUCCGAGCGGUGCGACUUCGUGGUCACCGCGAUUGCCGAUUGA